Messenger RNA from Trichoderma reesei QM6a, 1611 nucleotides. RefSeq lists its product as uncharacterized. Gene Ontology annotation, biological process: transmembrane transport. The coding region runs from base 1 to 1611 and encodes 536 amino acids. Gene Ontology annotation, molecular function: transmembrane transporter activity. The transcript has 5 exons. The record is from RefSeq and is a predicted model, not a curated record. NCBI's taxonomy places the organism in Eukaryota, Fungi, Ascomycota, Sordariomycetes, Hypocreales, Hypocreaceae.
AUGGAAGAGGUCGCAAAGACGGCGACGGCAGCCACCGAUGCCACCGUCAACUAUCCAAAGGGCAUCAAGCUCGUGUCCAUCAUCUUUGCGCUGUGCAUGGCCAUCUUCCUCGUGGCGCUGGACCAGACAAUCAUUGCGCCUGCGCUGGGCACCAUCACGGCGAGGUUUCAGAGUGUCAAGGACAUUGGCUGGUAUGGCUCAGCCUACCUCCUUACCACCACGGCACUCCAGCCAAUGUACGGAGCCAUAUACAAAUUCUUCAACGUCAAGUGGACGUAUCUCGCCGCCAUCUUCAUCUUCGAAAUCGGCAGUCUGCUCUCGGCCGUGGCACCGUCGUCCAAGGCGCUCAUUGUUGGGCGAGCCAUUGCAGGAAUUGGAACGGCAGGCCUCUUCUCCGGCUCCAUUGUCAUCAUCUCGCUGUCCAUGCCUCUUGAAAAGCGCCCCCUUGCCUUUGGUCUCAUCGGCGGCAUGUGGGGGAUUGCCUCCGUCGCCGGCCCUCUCCUUGGCGGUGCCUUCACCGAAAACGUCUCCUGGAGGUGGUGCUUCUACAUCAACCUCCCCAUCGGCGGCCUCGCCAUGCUCAUCGUCGUCCUCAUCCUGCACGUCAACCGCAACUCGGACGCCACGCUCAACAUGUCCAUCCUGUCCCGCAUCCUCGAGAUUGACAUCCUGGGCACCGCCAUCUUCAUCCCCGCCAUCGUGUGCCUGCUGUUGGCCCUGCAGUGGGGUGGUGCCGAGUACGCUUGGAGCAAUUCCAGGAUCAUCGGCCUGUUUGUUGGAUUCGGGCUCAUGAUUGGCAUCUUCAUCGGCAUCCAGCUGUGGAAGGGCGACAAGGGCACGCUUCCGCCGCGCAUGUUCAAGGACCGCAAUGUGCUCUGUGCCAUGCUCUUUAGUCUCUUCUUCGGCGCCGGAUUCUUCCCUCUCAUCUACUAUCUCUCCCUCUACUUCCAGGCUAUUCAAGGCGUCAGCGCCGUCACGGCCGGUAUCAAGAUCUUGCCGCUGCUCCUUUCGAGUGUCUUCACCUCGAUCCUCACGGGUGGCCUCAUCUCCGCCAUCGGUUAUUACAACUUCAUCGUCUGGCCAUGCAUGAUUCUGUACACUGUCGGAACUGGCAUGAUCACGACCUUUGCCGUCCACACUCCGCUCAAGGAAUGGUUCGGAUACCAGGUCCUCGCCGGCUUGGGUAUCGGAGCUGGCUUCCAAGCCAGUGUUCUGGUGGUUCAGACGGUGCUUUCUCAGGAAUGGGUUCCCAUCGGCACUGCUUGCGUCCAGUUCUUCCAGGUCCUGGGAGGUGCAGUCUUCGUUGCUGUUGCUCAGACCCUCUUCCAGAACGGCCUCAUCGACCAGCUUGAGAAGGACAACCUCGGUAUCAACCCCCAACUCUUCAUCAACAGCGGCGCUUCCGAGAUCAAGUCUGUGCUUGCAGGCAUCGACCGGCUGGAUGCCUUGGACGCCGUCCUUGAGGCGUACAUGCUCGGCCUGCGUCACACGUAUUACAUUUCCGUCGCAUGUGCAGGCUGCGCAUUCUUGUGCUGUCUGGGCUUUGAAUGGAGGUCGGUCAAGAAGGGGCCGGAUGGUAAGAAGCGCGAAAUAGCGCCGGCCAUGGUGUAA